UUCGUAUUAUCCAUUCGCACUUAACUGCCGCCAAACUGUAUAGAAUUUCAUAUCUCUCCUUCAUAUUGGAUUCUAAUGGAGUGUGUUGAUGAAAAAAAAACGAAACGAAACAAAAACAAAACCCAGCCACAUGCGCUGGGCGUUUGUGUGUGAAGUGCGAAUUGUUUUUGCUUUAACAUUUGUUCUUCAUGCGUGCAAUUGACUACAAACAGACAUAUCAAUCGGUGCAAUGUGUGUGGUGCGGCCUCCGUGGAUUUCGUCGGUUGGAAAUUAGUUUGCCGCUAUAAGCAAAGGCGCGCGUAUCGAUCUCACCCGAACUCAGUUCGUUUCAAGUAGUCAUAACGGUUUGUUGGUUCCUCUCUUCGGCCGCGCGAAAUUAUUGCCGAAAUUUUGUGUUUUAAUUGCCACGGCAAAUAAAUUAAUUCAAAAUCCGUUUUCCCAACACUAGAAUGAACUUGAAAGUAAAUUACAUACGUUAAACAUAAUAAAAUAGACUUUCGAUUUCGGUAACCGUUGCUGCAACGAGUCUGCAGUUGUUUUCGAUUCUGUGUUGUGCACCAGUGAUUUUUCAAUGCUUUGUUUAUGUUUAAAAAUCGAUCAUUCAAGCUACGACUGAGAACAUAAAAUGCACUGCAUUUAUUAUUGAAAACAAAAUAAAAAUAAAAUAGCACCGGAAGUUGGCAUUUUAAUUGCUCAGUGAGACUCAGUGAUUUGUUUGCAGAUAGUGAGAGAGUUGUACCAUCCAAUCAAUUUGUUUGUGAGGUUCAUUCCAUAAAAGAAUAUCAACCACAUGAAUAUGGCAUGCAUAUUGCUGUAUCCAAUGGAGCAUUGACUCUUUAGUACACACUUUGUCUUUUUUUCCCAGUGAAAUGAACUGUAUUGUUUGUGAUAUGCAUUUUAGAAAUAUACAAAAUGAAAACGCUCACCUGUUCAGCAAAUAAAAUUAAAUUAUGACAUAAAAAUGGAGAUAUAUCGUGUCGGUUUAUCUGGAGGAAACACACUUGAUGAACUCAAAUGCAAUUUUUAUUACUCACGCAACGAUUCGGUUCUGAAUUUUGUAAGCGAGAUCUAGAUAGAAGAUAGUAGAGAUAUAAGUGUCAGCUACAAAUUUUCCUUUGGAAUACGGUUAGCGGCAGAAAAUAUUGUACUUCUCUGAAUUUCAAAUGGUUCUCGCAUAUUCGAUGCAAUUGAACUGCAUUAUAGUCCAUUAACCUACAAGAAAUUGUUUGGUUUCUCCACCCGGCUUCGUGCCAUUCCAUUGGAUUAAAGAUCAAACAUUAGCGAUGCUUGUGACCAUUGUGAACUACCGUGCAUUACAAGAAAUUGAUCUCUUUUUACGCCCGUCGUAAACACAUCGCCAAUACAUCCAAUACCGGACAUUUUUCCACGGCGAUACAAAAGCAUUUUUGAACUUAUCACAUUGUUCCCAUUCGUAUUCAAUUACAUCGUAGCUGUUGCCGUUGUAGCAAGCGUUCGUCAUGCAUGUAAGCCUUUCGCGAGUACAAAGUAUGAAACCUUAGCCGUGAAUUUAAUUAGAAUAUCAUAUUUCGUUUUCUUUACAUUGAUUUGACGAAAACUAGAUGAGCUUUGAGAAUACAUGUAGUCGGUUUUAAAAUGAACAAACGAUUUAUUUAUUACUCCAUCAAACACAUUCGAAUCGGUGACAUUCUUUUCUAAUGCCAAACCCAUUACGGCGGCCCGAUAAGACAUUAACAUUUUACAUGCUGUCUCCCUCCAUUUUUUGACUAUUUUCACUUUUAACUGUACCAUAUUACAUUUUACCGCAGAAAACUAAAGCAACCGACUUGUUUCCGGACUGUGGCCAAAGUAAAUCGAUGUCGCAUGGCAAUUUGGCAUUACUUUUAUCUAUGCCGUAAAGGGCAAAUAAUUUAUAACAAAAUUCUUUUUGGAAUCCAUUUUCUUUGACCUUCACAUCAUUUCAAAAUGUUUCGACAAAUUUGCGAUGAAAGAAAUAUCAAACGCUUGAAGAAAAAGAAUCGCCCAUCUACCUGAAUUGAAAUAUUGUCUCGCAGUUCGUUUUUCAUCAAUAUAUUCAAAUGAGUGUCAUUUUUGUUUUUGACGUAGACAUGCAAUCAAAGCGUGACCAUUAACUUAAUCAGUAUGUCAUUAUUCACAAGAACUUUUUGUCAGUCAGUCGGUUUUUUGUUUGUUUGGCUUGUAGAGACAUUAGACCAUGGGUUAAUAUUGCCAAAAAAAGGAAUAAACAAUAUAAAUAUGCGAAUUUUAACUGAUAAAUUCGAAUUGUUUCAACAAGUUUUCGUUUACCAUUUGAACUGAAACGAUAACGGUGCAAUUUUGUUUUACCUUUUGAUCGUAUAAAAGGUUCUUCAAUAAGAGCCGACUGGUUAGCACGCGAAAUCCUCGAUGAAAAUUAUUGUUAACUACGUAACAUUUUUUGCUGAGUGAUUCUGAAAUAAUCACAAGUGAUGAGACCUUUUGUCUGCUCUCUUUUUAUAAUGCACAAGGCUGCAACUAAGCAUGAAUCAGUCCUAAUUGCGUUCGAUGUGUGAUUAGAUAUGAUUACCCAAGUUUUUUUUUCACACAUAAACCCAUUGCGUAUUCAGAUAACAUGCGUAAUUGAUCGUAUUUUGUGUCAAUUCACACAUUUUUAUAGAUAUGGUUUUAAUGCUCUAAUGGAAUUGAUUGAUUUGAACAAAAUCAAAAUGCCAAUCGUCCCACAUCAGAUAACGUUUAUCAACUACAAUGUAUUCAGAAAAAAAAAUUGGCGUGUGAUCCAAUACUUGACCAUUGUCUAUAGAUUGCUAAAAAUCGACAGAUUUUCCAGCAAGUGAUUCACAUUGAAAAUCACUUUUGUUAUGGCUUCAUGGAAUCAUCCCCAUAAAUAAGUCCGAAAUAUCUCCAACAAUCCCAAAUUACUCAAAAAUUGGUUUAUAGCAUUUGCCGAGAUGCCACAGUUGAUUUAUUUUUCAUAAUUAAGACAAAUUAGAGAAACCAAAUGCAAUCCUUGCUUGCGGCUCUUUGAAUUCUUGCUUCAUCAUCGCUUGCACUUUUCGUGACUAAUUUCAUAGCGUCUUUUGUUGUCGUCAGUAUUUUGGUUUGGUUUGCAUUAACAUUUUGGUUUGCUCACUAGCUCAGUCUCUAUUCACUUCAUACUAUAAGUGAAUUCAACGGAUUGUUUUAUGUUGAAGAUUUAAACCAAUCUACGUGCCCUCCAAUCGAAAAAUAGAACCAAAACGUCUUCUUCAAACAACUAACUUUGUUCCAUGAAUCAUAACGUCAUAAAAUCUGUUGUUGACUCUUACGAUAAACAUCGAAUGUUUGAAAUUGUGCACGUUUCCGUUAAAUAUCAAUGAAUGAAUAUCAUAAACAAUAACAGUCUAUUCAGAUUGAAUACUUUCGAGUGACUAAUGAAUGAGCCUCUCGUAAUCAUCAAUCCAGAAAUAUAAACAUCAAAUCAGCUCGCGUCUGCUGAAUCAAUUCAAGUACGCAUUACGACAGUAGUCGCACGACGAAACAAUUAAUCCCGAUGGUGAAAUAGAUUGUGCGAAUUGACUCACAUUGACUGCAAGGAGGAGAUGUAAUCGUCCGAGUGCAAGAACCACUUAAAGUGAAUGAUGUGAAUUUAUAAAUAAAAACACAACGAUAAAUAAAGACAUUUAAUUGACCAGUGAAUGGAUAUCUUAUCGAAUUUCGGUCUCAUGUGUACGCAACAUUUCGCUGGCCCGUGAUUCUACAUUCCAAAUAUCGACUGAAAAUGAAUUUAGAGUACUUUGGUCAACAGAAUGGGAUUCAUCACGAAGGCAAUAUCGAUCGUUUUUCAACUUCUUUUUGAGCAAGAGAUAAUGAGCUAUGUACCGGUACAAGCUAGAAGUCCACAAGGUUCACCAAAUUUGAACACAAAUCGCAUCGCUCAACGUGCACCGCCGCCAUUCCGACGUGACUUUGAGGCAAAACUUAGAAGCUUCUAUCGAAAACUUGAAUCGAAGGGCUAUGGUCAAGGACCUCACAAAUUAAAGCUCCACAUUCGUCGAUCACAUUUAUUGGAGGAUGCAUUCCGGCGCAUAAUGUCAGCAAACAAAAAAGAUUUACAACGUGGCCGAUUGGCUGUUAUAUGGGAUACGGAGGAAGGAUUGGACUAUGGUGGGCCGUCACGUGAAUUUUUCUUCUUGCUAUCACGCGAAUUAUUUAAUCCUUACUAUGGCUUAUUCGAAUAUUCCGCCAAUGACACGUACACGGUGCAGGUGUCACCUUUAUCAGCAUUCGUUGACAAUUGUCACGAUUGGUUCCGAUUCAGCGGUCGAGUAUUGGGACUGGCAUUGGUUCAUCAAUAUCUUCUCGAUGCAUUCUUUACAAGGCCAUUCUACAAGGCGCUAUUAAAAUACCAGGUUUCACUCAGUGAUUUAGAAUCGUUGGACAUGGAAUUCCAUCAAUCGCUGCAAUGGUUGCGAGACAACGAUAUCGGAACGGGAAGCUCGUUAGGAUUAACUUUCUGUGUUACUGAAGAAUUGUUGGGACGCAUUGUCGAGCGGGAAUUAAAACCGGGCGGAAAAUCGAUUGUUGUAAAUGAGCGCAACAAAAAAGAAUAUUUGGAACGAAUGGUGAAAUGGCGAUUGGAGCGGGGCGUUCAAGAACAAACCGAAUCACUUGUUCGAGGAUUUUAUGAAGUGGUCGAUCCACGGCUUGUAUCAGUUUUUGAUGCACGUGAAUUGGAACUCGUAAUUGCCGGUACGGCUGAAAUUGAUAUCAAUGAUUGGCGCAGUAAUACGGAAUAUAGGAGUGGAUACCACGAUGGACAUCAGGUGAUCAUUUGGUUCUGGCAAGUGAUUGAAAAAUUUACCAACGAACAACGGCUACGAUUACUUCAAUUCGUUACGGGCACAUCGUCAAUUCCAUACGAAGGAUUUUCGGCUUUGCGCGGUUCAACUGGACCCAGAAGAUUUUGCAUCGAAAAAUGGGGAAAGGCUUAUGCACUGCCACGUGCACACACUUGUUUCAAUCGUCUAGAUUUACCACCUUAUCAAUCGUUAAAUAUUCUACACGAGAAACUUUUACUUGCCGUUGAGGAAACCAACACAUUCGGUAUUGAAUAAGACGUGUGAAUAUGACCGAAAAAAAAGAAAGAACAUUUGGAUUAUCACUUUUGAUACAAACCAAACAUGGAGUUACCGUUUUUUAUCCCUUAAGCAGUUAUGGUCAAACGUGGCCAGCGCGAUUUCUUAGCGAGAAAUAUUUUUUUUACUUUUUUUCACGCUUUUAAAUGUUCCUAGCUGUCGUUUUGCGUUCUCUUGGGCCAUGGGGUUUAUAGCUGGUAGAACGAAGUAUCCAUUUUUAUUCGAAGAACCUUGACGUGCCCUUUUAAAAAUUGUGUGUAAAAUUUCGUUUAGAAUAUAAGCUUUCAUGAUUUUUCAUUUGGCCGAUAUUUAUGGUAGAGUUCAUUUUUUUGAAAACGUUCUAUUUGCUGAGCUAAGCCGAGAAUGACAUAACUCUGAAUGUCGUUGAACCGAAUAAAUGUGAAGUGAAAUUCGGUUGGAUUGGAGCACAGGAGUUCUACACUUCGCAAACACUUCUUUUUCCACUUAGCUGUAGCAAGACGUUUUGCCUUUGAAUUGAAGCAUUCCACCAAAAUAAUUCCAAUUUUUUUCUCGCACAGAUUUAUAAACACACACACACACACCGAAUAUUUUACGGAAUCUAAUCUUAAUCGAAUAUCUUUCAAUAGUACAUCCCAAUUGCAAUUGAUACAGUUCAAUAGUUGAGAAAUGAAUAUACAAAUUGCAUUAAUGACAACAAGAUAAAAAUCCCAAAAAUUAUUUUGAAUAAGGAUUUGACCAUUUUUUUUAAAACUUCCAUUAAAUAGCGAAAAAUAGUUAAGCAUCACGAUUUGAAUUGAACUAACGUUUAAGAUAGAUGCUAUGAAUGUUCGACGGAUCCGAUUUUAUGUUAAGAUUUAAGAGAGUUAAAUGUAUCUAGUCAAAAUAAAAACCGUUUAAUUCAAAUGAA
This is a messenger RNA of Sitodiplosis mosellana (orange wheat blossom midge), 5982 nucleotides long. It is a transcript of the gene Hecw, whose product is annotated as E3 ubiquitin-protein ligase HECW2. Gene Ontology annotation, biological process: regulation of dendrite morphogenesis. The record is from RefSeq and is a predicted model, not a curated record. The transcript has 5 exons. NCBI's taxonomy places the organism in Eukaryota, Metazoa, Arthropoda, Insecta, Diptera, Cecidomyiidae. The coding region runs from base 3765 to 5072 and encodes 435 amino acids. Gene Ontology annotation, molecular function: ubiquitin-protein transferase activity; protein binding.